GUUCAAGACAUUUGAGACAAGCAGCGUGUUUAUCAGUGGGAAAUAAGCCGUAGUAAUUCCUGCUUCACAUUUCUGGCGUAUCAUUCUUGGGAUUUCUGUCAGUGUUAAAGUGCAAAGGACACAGGAAAUUAUGGUAAGCAAACACAUCCUUAAUAACCUUGACGUGCCGACAGCCGAGAGGAAAAUAUUAAAUAAAUACGUGUUCGUGAGAAGUGCACGGCCACGCAAGCAUACUAGUUUAUUACGUUUGAGCUUUAAUAUUAACCAGACAAGAACACUGUCCAUUACGCUGUCGAUUACAAUUUACAAGUGUUUAAUUGUUUGAAAUGUUAUUGAAUAUUGGACUGUUUGAUAUAUUUCUAACACAACAUGAAAUAUCCGGACAGGAUAUCACAUACUGCUGGCAAGGAUGUCAAUACAAUCAAUCCUGCGUGUGUCUUCUUGUCAACAAUGAAAUAUGUUUUAGUUGUCGGUAAUUUCAGUACUUUAUUGCUUUUUUAUUGUGAAAACAAUGUGAAACUUGUGAAUAUCACAAGACGUGAAUGAAUUUAGAUCACUGUUUAUAUAGACAUUUGUCCUUGUUAAUUAUUAAGUACUUGUUAAAACCCUGUAUAAAUAUGUAACUAUAUAACUACAUACAUGUUGUAUAUGCAUGAUGCAACAUAUUUAGAAACAGAAUUAUGCAAAAUUUAUAAAUUCAUGAGAAGGAAUACCUCCUGCUCAGAUAAUGCAUUUUGCUUUGCAACAGGAAUAGCAUAAAUAGUGAAAUACAAGCCACAUCUGCAUUUAUAUUUGCAUAUAAAUUGCAGACAUAUUGCAACAUAAAGCUUGUGGUGGCCACUUUACAAAAUAUUAGGAGCAUACCAUUGGAAAAGUGAUGGGUGAAGAAACAAAAAACAAUUGCACAAAGGAAAAUAAAAGAAAAACAAUUUGUGCAAAGAGAAAAAGUGAAGAAAAAUAAAUAUGGUACCUUUAAAAUUUCGCAAAAAAAAUUCCAGUACAUUGCAGACGUCUAAAAACAAUUGAUGCUGAAAAUACAUGAGACGUUUGAGGUGUGCUGGUUCACUAGAACAAACCACUGGGCUCACUAAAUGCUCAAUAAAUGGUAUGAUAUAAAUAUAUUUUCUCACAAACCUGAAAUUUAAACUUUUGCAAGCCAACUCAUAGAAUCAAAAUCUGUUGAGAAAAUCUUAUUUACAAUAAUCCCGAGCCGACGGCGCGAAGUGCCGUGCGAGGGUACUAAUUCCCCCCGGCUAUUUACACCCGUGGAAACGAAAGCAUUAGCGAAGUCUAAAGUUCAUCAAUCAUCGUGCCCGUGGGUCACCAACGGUGUUCGAGUGUUGGGUGUGUGGUCAUCCUCACUGAUCUCAAAAAUAUGACGGACUGUCAUGAAUAGCGGAUGCUGAUUGGUCGAAUUUAAAGUUUGCAUUAUAACGACUGCAUGACAACAGCGAAAUAGCAAACAUUUCUUGAUUUGAUGAUUGAUAAAUUUCUUGCAAAUAUAUUUCAUUUUUGCUCGCAUUUUUGCAAGAUUUUGUAAAUUUCAAAAGCUCUCUCAGAAAGAAUCUGCGAAAGAAUCAGCUAAAAGAAGGGAGCCGACGUUAACAGAAGUAAGUUUGUUUUUAAUAUUGAUUUUAUAAUGCCUUUAAAACCCGACGGCCUUUGCGUAUAUGAAACAACUAAACAAGACAGCAUAUAUAAAUUUCAGUGUAUCUUUAAUAUUGAUUCCCUUUAUUAUUAUAGUGAAUUUUUUAAAUAAAAAAAGAAAGCAAAGUUAUUUGCAUGCGAGAAUUUGAAAUAAUUUUAUUGCAAGCUCAAAGUUUAUUGAUAAAGCCAUUUAAUUAAAGGCAGUUUAGUUUUAUAAAGAACACUUUAUAAAGAACACUUUCCCAUAUAUAUGUUGGGAAAUUGAUAAUUUUGUAAUUAAAAGUGAUAUUUUUAGGUGAUUUUUCAUUUGUAAGAAUAUUCUUAUAAAAUUAUCGUGUUACCAUGACAACUACUUUAGAUACUUCAUGUUCAGAAAAUACAAUGGUUUUGUCAGCAAGGCGAGGGUUUCUGCAUGCAUGUAUUUUCUAGUAUAUAUUGAUGUGUAAGCAUCAAGGCGUGAAAUAACGACUGGUCAACAGACAUUAUGCGGCCAGAAUGCCAAGUUGUCUGGUCAAAUUCUUGCCUUGUUGGUCAUUUUGACCGGUCACUUUUGGUAAAAGAACAAAGUUAACUAAUCUUUAUUUGACUUUAUUUUAUGUCAGAACUGCAUGUGCUAUUGUGCUUAGUUGAAACUUUGCGACCUCUCUAACUACAGCUGUUACAGACUCAAAUGUAUGGAAACAUACACUGAAUGUCAGUGAGAAAGAAUAAAGAAAAAAUAUGAUUUUGAUUAUGUUUUAUUCAUGCACACAAACCUGUUUGAAUUUAUUGAUGGUUUAAUUAAAGAGCAUCAUGUAAGUCAGAAACUUUCAGAGACUGAGAGCUGAGGAGAAAAUUAUGGGAGGCAGCUUUAUUUAGUAAUACGUAAUAAUUAAAGCGAAAAACUAUAUACAAUUAAACACAGACUAAGUCUAAAAUAGAGUUCAAAAUAAUGGCCUUUUGUGUUGACAUGAUUGCCAAGAGUUCCAUUCACCUCAUACCACCACUUAGAAAUCAUUGUCAAAAUGUUUCAGUUAAAACUGUGGCAAUUGAUACACCAGGCGGAAAUCUUAGUUUAAAGAUAAAGAGCAGAGCCCAGUAAAUAACUUUAAUUAAAACCAAACAUAAUAAAAAAUAAUAAUAAAUUUUUUACUUUUAUUAUGUUUGGUUUUAAAGUUAUUUGCUGGGCUCUGCUCUCUAUUUUGUUCCAGUGAAGUUAAGGUGACGCCCGUUUCGCACAUCUUCACUCUUCUAUCUUUUCAUUUCGCACAUCUUCACUUUUCUAUUUUAAAUCGCGAUGUAGGCUAAUGUAAGUGCAGUGCAAGCUAUUUUAUGUGAAGAAGUUUUUCAUUACUGAUUACAUAUUGGAGCUACAUAGGCGAAACAGGAAGAUCCCUGAAGACGAGAAAGUCCGAACACGUAAUGAAUCCGAAUGUGAAACAAAGCAAGAAGGGAUCGAAUGUUGCAAAACACGCAUGGACUGAAGAUCAUGUAAUUGACUUUGCCAAUGCCCAAUGCUAAAGUGAUAGAAAAGGGAAAUCAUCGAAACCUUAGAGUCCUGGCACACUGCACUAACAGACGAAGCUGAUAAUAACUCUAAUACUCUUCCAGCACAAUAUACAAUACUUUUAAGAAAGGAACUCAAGAAACAUUAAUUAAUUAAAUAUUCAUAUUACCCAUUUGUAACAUACCAUAGAUAGUCUCGGAUUUCAACCACCUACUUAAGUUUAGCGUCGUUUAUAGAAUCAUUUGUAUACACCCGUCGAAGGCUAUAGACUGAUAGCCGAAAGCUCGUAUAAUAAAUAUUAAGUCAGAGAACGUUCAAUAAAUAAUGUUUCAACCUGGCUACGCAUCCUCUAUAUUUUUUCAAUUACUGAUUACGUUAAGGCUUUUUGUCUAAGGCUUUGUUACUGAUUACGUUAAGGUUUUUUGUUGUAAGGCUUUUUGUUUUAAGGCUUUUUUUGCAUUUUUUAGGGAUGUAUACUUUACUAGGCUCUGCUUUGAAUUAAGCUGAAUAAUUUGACCCGUCUGAAAUUUGAUAUGUCCGAGCUAAAAUUGAUUUGGCUGGCAGUGGCAUGCUGGGUACUAUUUUUCAGGAGGGGCCAGUUGGCUAUAAAUCAAUUAUGCGCCCCUAUAAGGUAACGCUUGGUGAACGAGGGCUGAAGGCCCGAGCCGAGUGCCGCAGGUGCGAGGUUUUUGUAGGGGGGGGGGGCAGGGGCAUGCUCCCCCUGAAAAUUUUUAAAUUUAGAGUCUCUGAAAUUAUGCCAUUUCCUGGACUUUGGAGGAGGAUUGGACAGAAAUAUCUGAUGGUCAAGAAACGGCAUUAUAACGUGUUGAAAUUUGCAAUUUAGUUCAACAACUUAAAUUAGUAUGGUAUCGGUUUUACCACAAAUCUUUAUUUUACAUUACUGAAUUUAUAGAGGAAUAAAGUCACUCGUUGAGUAUAUCUGCAUAAAAUAUUUAAUUUUUAUUUAACGCUGAUCUCACUAAUAACUUGUAAUGUUUUACUAAAAAUUGUGCUUGCACUUUAUUGUUACGAAUCUAUCAUGUUAAUUGUCAAAACAUACAAAAAGAAUUAGACUUAAUACUAUAUAUCACGUGUUGUGUCGAAUGUUCUUAUGCAAUGUCAUAUCGCAUGUUCUCUAAUAUCUUUAAUGUUUCUCGAAAAUCCAAAUAUUCCGAUAUCCGAUAUUCAAUAACGAUUGUUAAUUUCUAGCAUUUCUGAAAAUUUUCAUAUAAGCGCCUUCGACAAUCCUGAUGUCAGACCUCCAAAGGCGGUAAUAAUCUGCUCCUCGUUCAAAAACAACCUUUCGUUCAGUCGUCAUAAGUAGCAACGCUUCAAGUUUUUCUUGAGACAUAGAUGAACGUAUGCGAGUUUUUACUCUCGUAAGAGCAGAGAAAGAGCGCUCUGCAGUUCUAGUGUAGAGCUGAUUGGAAUUGCGAUCGCGUAAACUUUAGAAAGAGAUGGAAAUGCGUCAACUAAGUGAUAAUCAGGAUUCAACAAAAUUUGCAGAGCCUCUAGAAAUGAUGGUUUAUCCUUGUCCUAAUUAAUUAAUUUGGUUCUUCAGCAGUUCCGUCGUCGCGUGACUCGCUGUCGGCUUCGAAUUCUUCUUCGUGGUCUUCGGUUUCAGAUUCAGAGUCUAAAUCAGAAUCUUUCUUCUUUGCCUUCAUCAAAAAGCACUUCACACUUGAAUUUUUGAAAAGAUUCUGCAAAGUUGAACAGUUCAUCUGGGUAUAGAUCUGGACAUCGGUGCGAGUCGAUGUGGUACAUCGUUCAGAAGCUCCUUACUUUGGCUUCCAGAUCGUGGGCGGUUGAAACGUUUUUGACGAGAUCAGGAAAACCAACUGGGGCAAAAAAUGCGACGGGUUGCAGCAAUGGUCGAUUUUUCUCAAAACGAUUUUUCAUCGAGUUGAUUACCGUGUCCAUGGCAACAUAAAACAUUUCUCGUUCCCAUUCAUCUUCGGCGCUGUGUUCUGGUUCGUCUCUAGCAAUAUCUCCAUCCAUUACUCUGUGUCAGUGAGCUCAUUUUUCUUUCCAAUCCACCGUUUCGCAGUCGCUUUCGGUGAUCGUUGUAGGCGUGAAAGAGCCGUAUCAAUCAAACCCAACGCUUUGCCGAGAUCCACGUUGACACUCUGUAAGCAUCGACUCAGCGGACCAGUAAUUGCAAAAAUUUCACGGAAAAGGUAUACGGUGGCCAAAACGCUUCGUUUCAUAGGAUGAUCGAAUCCCUUCUAUAGUUGAUCUGGCGUGUGCUGAAUAUGACCGAUUUACCUCAACUUGUUUAAGAACUUGCAUCACACACUUGUACGGCAAAAGAAAGACUUUAAGGACCAAGCAUGGGUGAUAGCUCAGUGGUCAUCACCAGAGGCCGGUUGUUCAAAGCUUGCCAGAGGUUCUCGUAUCUUUCGCUUUACAAUUCCCGCUCGUAUUUAUUUUAUGCGAGGCGAAGAGAACCUCUCGUGGCUUUAAGGAGAACUCCACCGUACCGUAUUGAUUGGCUUCAAUGAUUGGCUUCAAUGAUCUGUUUCGAACAACUGGUGAAUUUCUUGAAACUUGCACAAGAGCAAAUGAUAGCAAUGUGUGCAUACUACAUGAUUGCCAAUUUCUAUUUGCACUACUGCUUGUAAUGAGUUGAGCCACUCAUGUUGGAAGCUCCAUCAUAUGUUUGUGCGACGAUCUUACAAAAGGUUACUCCUUCGGCCUUUAACGCUAGCGCUUUCAAUCAUUUUAGUGUCAAAGGGGCUGGGGGGCUUGGCCCCCGCCCCCCUGCCAGCACGCCACUGUAAAAUGGCGGUCACCUUGACCGGCGACCCUCCAGCCGUUAUUUCGCGCCCUUAGGCGAGAUAGCUGGCGUAAUUGUGUUUAAUAUAUAGAAAAUUCCCAGCCUGGUCACCCAAGAUCUAAGGUCAGUUGAGGCAGGAUCUCGUUUAGGUGGGCCUGUUCACUUAUCAGUUCCCAUAUAAACACAAAAUGAAAUUUAUGUGCAAAGACCGGAUCUUGCCUAAACCGGGUGAGUUUGGCUUGCUUGCCCCAUAUAAACAGCUCCUUACCAUAACCCAUCUCCACACUUAGAAUCUCCAUUUCCAUCACUGCUUUUACUGCUGCGCUACUGAAUAGUAGUUCCAAAUUUAGAUAUGCUGUUUUAAUGUUUCGUAUACUUCACCGGCCAUGCCCAAACUUGUCAGCCAAUUCAAACAUUCAAAGUUCGUUAUCAAAUUUUGUUGAAGUGAAGCUGGUGAACCGGGGGUUUGAACAUGGCUUUCUGGGCACCGGGCACCACCCACCCCUCCAGAAUGUAGUAGAUGUAUGCCAGAGCAACCCUGGACCGAUUGUAUAAAAGGUUAACUACUUUUUAACUACACGUUUUGUAGUUAAAUAGUAGUUAACGAUCAAAUACGCGAUUCUGAUUUUGUUAAUUUUUGCACGAACUGCAGUUAACCUUGACUACUCUUUUAUACCCGCCUAAUGUAAUCAUAGUUUGUUUCUUUGUUAGAGUGUUGGAUACGUAACUCAGACACCCAAUGAAAAACCAGACCAGAAAGUCCCUAUAGAAGAACAAGUGAUAUGUGUAUUAAAUAAACAAAAGAUACCUGGGGUAUUAAAGUUUAUUGGUGAAACAAAAUUUAGUUCAGGUGUUUGGUGUGGCAUCGCAUUACGUGAAGCAUGUGGUAAGAAUGAUGGCUCUGUCGCUGGAGUUAGGUAUUUUGAAUGCGAUGAACGACAUGGAAUAUUUGUCAAUCCUAACAAUGUCUUCCCUGUAAAGACUGAAGAUGAACAGAAACCACUUCAAGUUACUAGUCCAGUGAGGAGAGAUGAAGAAUCUUCUACAAACGAACAGGAACUGGAGACCAGUGAUAGUAAUUUUGAAGAAGGGCGGCCCCGGUCAAAAUCAGAUGCAGUGAUAAAUGAAAAGAAAGGAGGUUCUAACGUAUUUACCAACAGUCCAUUCAAGUGUAAUAUUCGAAAUACAAAGUCAUCAUCACUUACCAAGUUAAACAAUGUCACAUAUGUAUGUCAUUCGCCAGUUUUUAAUGAUAGCAAGAACUUGUGCGAAGCUACACAUUCUACACCACUUCUUUCUUCACAUGCUACAUCGCGUGAAGUAUGCGACGGUCAAAAGAAUGAGGAUAUGCCUGUUGGUAUUGCAACCAGUACAUUACAUCAUCAUAUUGACUUGUCACCGAAGUUUGAAGUAAAGCAAUCUAUCAAGUUGGGGAGUAUCAACACCGCUCGGUUUCCGGCACCAGCGGGUUUGGGGAAAGAUCAAGAUUCAAAUCUUAAUAAGACGUUUCUGGUACGCACAGAGAAUCGUAUUGUAGAGCGAGAGGGUGAACAAGUUCAUGAAACAUCGGAGACAAGAUCUGAUUCAAACGAAAGAUCUGCUAACAACAAUGGUCGGGAGAAACAAGAAGACAUCACUUCUUCAGCCAACCAGGAAAAUACGAAUGUUGUGAGUACCAAUGAAAGUGAUGGUGAAAACGGAAGAGGAAGAUCAGCGUCUAAAUCGUCAUGGUCGUCCAUGGAGAGUCUUUCAUCUUUUGGAUCUGUCAAAUCGAACAAGGAGCGAAGUCGUUUGGGUGGAACAAAAACUCCCAGGAAAUUACCAUGCCCUAGUGAAUGUUCGAAAUCAAAAUUAGUGAAAAUAUCUGCUGAGAAAAAGCCCAAAGUAUUAGAUAGAGAAGCAGCAACUACUGCUCUGGGAAAACUAGUUUCAAAAUCUGCACGUAAACUUGUUGCGAAUGAUGCGCUCGCGAAGAAAAAUAGGACGAAAUCUACAAGUGUUGUUGCACCACGAUCUGUUCUUGCCACCCCAUCAGUGAGUAAAUCUGCGUUGAAAAUCAAAUCAAAGAGUGUAUCAUCAGAUGUUAGAGAUGGUCAGCCACUCGGCAGAAGCCGCUUGAAUUCAUCAAAAUUUGCAACUCCACUGGCCUCUAAGAUAUCCGCUCCACCUUCCAGCCGUCUUACGAGUACACCAAUAUGCAAGAAACCUACGGGGUUUGAGAAGAAGUUAAGCAAUGCAAGCGUUAGUAACCGAACAUCUUCCAUAAGCUCACUGACAAGAAAUGAUGAGAAUGAACAAAAAAGUAUAUCAAGAGAAAACAGUAAUGUUGAAAAUAAAGUAUCCUCAUUGCAAGUUAAAAAUAAGCAGUCCAGUUCAAUCAUGUCUGCUAAGAAAGAAAAGGAAAGUAAAGCAGAUAUCAGUAGAUCAAGAAACCAUUCAACAACAUCAACUAAAUCACUGUCUGCUAAAUCAAGGACUUUGUCAACAUCAGCUGCUCCUAAAUAUGAGAGUAAAGCUGUUGCUGCUCGAGGAAGAAAUCUCUCUACCUCCUGUACAACAAAAGAAGAGAUUAAACCUUCCGUGAGUAAGCUCAGAAACAUGUCUACAUCAAAAGCUGAAAGAGGAAUUGCCAAAACUAGUGGUGAGUAAAGUUGAAAUGUUUUUUUGGCACUGCUUCUUGUCCUUUAGCUACAGGUACGCUGCCAAGUCUUAUCAAUGAUUCAUUCACAACACAGUUCAAUCUUAGCUAACAAUGUAUUCAUUGUAAAUUUCCUCAAACCGUUUCGUGACUGAGAAUUCGUAAUCGCCUGACCAAUUACCUUAAUAUAACGAUUUUCACAUCUUCAUAUAUCGAAGACCAAUGAAAUACCUAUGAUAGUAAUCUGAAAUUUGCAAGAUCGAUUAUAUAAGCCUUUUCGGUAUUUAUUAUAAGAGUUAUGUGUUACGUCCUGUCCAAGCGUUUUAAGAGGUGUAACACUUUUGCAAUAGUGUAAUUUUGCCAUGUCAUUCAUUCCAAGGGGCGAUCAUUACUUUUGGAAAUUGGCAUCGAAGAGAAAUGUUUUUCUUGGUAAAAGUUUUGCUGAUCCAACCAUUAAAAGUCGAUUUUUACCCAACCUUUAAUUCUUUUACCCAAAUUUUACUAUGCACCCUUGGUUCUGUGACAUGAGUUUGAUAGCUGCUUGUGCAUUUUUCUGCAGUCUAAAGUUUCAUGUUGUCUGCACUCUGCACAUGUACUUUCUUUAGAGACACCAUUUGCCUCCUGACAAAUCGGAAAAUGAUCAAGAAAGUGACACUGUUUGAUUUACAUUUUGUAUUGAUAUAUGACUGUUAACUUUGCUUUUUAGUCGUGAGAGACGUGCUUUGGAAAUAACAAUAAGUUCUUAUUAUCCCACUCUUGAGUUGCUUUGUUUUUAAUUUAUCCAACCUUUUGCUCACUCAAAAUUUUGUUUACCCAACGCUUUUCUCUUCAGUGCCACCCCCCGUCAUAAAUAAUGACUGGUCCCUAAUAUCAACGUUUAUUUUCAAUGACUAAAUACAGGAUUUGCACAGUUACUGCAAUGUGUGUCACGAGGAACUCGAUUAUCGUGGUUGAUAUGUUCAAAAUCUAGUAAUUCAUAUAAUUAUAUUACCCGGAUAUUCUUUACAGUAAUUGAACGCAAGAAAACAUUAUGUUUUAAUAAUGAAAUUCAGCAAAUUGGAUCGAAGAACUGAAACAGACCUUGUUGAAAGUACUUCUUUUCUAGAUAUAUUUCCCCUUGUGUUAUCCGUUUUGAAAACAUGAAUCAAUCGCUGGAUUAUAUCAUUCAUAUUUUUUUUGCAAUUUACGAUUCUUCACUCUGAUGUUUUUCCCAUACUGCGACGAAUGUUAUUAAAUAUUUAUUGGUGGUUAUUCUAUAUAAUUAAUCGUUUUUCUAUCUGUCCAAUCAGAAUGUCAAAUUACCAUCUUGACAAUUUUCAUCAAGAUUACUCUUAGGUGAAAUUGACAAAUAUAUUACUAAACCGGCGUUUAACGUGUCGUGUUUCUGUGUUUGACGGAUGAAACUAAUAAUGAACAAUUAUGUUUAAGAAGGUUUGUCCACUUGGGCGACGUAAAUCGUUUAACAGACGAUUCAAACUCUUCCUUAAUAAUGAUGGGAAAUCUUUACGUAGGUUGAAAGGUUUGAAUUUUAAAAACAACAAAUUUUAGUAUAUUUUUUCUAUCAGGUUUGUAGUAAGCAUUUGGGAGGAAAGGAAAUGUUCCCCAUUAAUUAAAUCGGCGUAGUAUAUUCUUAUCAGCGUAAAAGAUUAACCGAACGCUUCGAUGUUUCAAGAGGAGACACUCUCGGGCCUUCGCUCAAAACGUGGAAGUAUAUAUAUAACCUUUUUCAGCACAACGCGUAUGAUCCAGGGUUUGAAUGAAAUAUUGGAGUGCAUGAUAAGAACGAGUUCAGUAAGUUUUACAUUAUGUUUCGGAGAGAUAUAUUACACUGAUGAAAUAUUAUUGAAAUUAAUUAGGUUUAUACGUGGCAUGUUUUCCUUGAAAUAUUGUGACGGAAUGUCAUGCAAAACGUGAGACCAGACCUUGCUGCUUCCAAGAUGUGACAGGACCAAGAUCAUGGACUGGGCUGGAAAGAUUUGAGUAAACGUCAUAAGCUAGGGCUGUAUAGAAUUUGUAAAAAAACAUUCUGUGAAAGUACACGACUGCCACUUGAUCUCAGUGAGAUAAAAACACUUCUCAACAUUUCGAUCGCAUCGUGACGAGAGUUAGUAGGCUGUCUAAAUAUCUUUAGAAAAUACCUUCUGUUUUCUUGGGUUAGUCAAAUUUGUGAACAAAGAUUGUCUGUUUAAUUUAAUAGAAAGACACCCUACUGUAAUUGAAGUUGUAGUAUCAAAUUGAUCCAGAGAAUGUAUUACCAAUAUUGUUGAUCCAAUACCUGAUAAUCAUGCACUCUCUUUACUAUAAAUCCCUCUUUCUAAAAAUGAGGUACUCAAAAUAGGUUUUAUAUCUGCGCAUGAGAUUAACACAAUUCAAGACCGCGAAGGCAAAAGGAGGUCUUUCGCUCAACACGUCGAUCGCGAAGUUCUUGUUAAUAUAUUUUCUAGAAUAUUAUUCAUCUCUACCCACAGCAGAACCACACGCUCAAAUAAUUCAUUCUUGUGUCCUUCCUAGGUUUGAAAAGUUCUUUAAAAGCACCUACAGUGGGUAGUGUGAGUGAAAAUCUUUCCACAAGUAGUAAAACACUUUCUCAGCCUCGGAAAAUAAAAACUGGUGAACCAUUGUCGUUCAAGGAGAGACAAAACUCGGAGGAAUCGGUGAAAAAAAGAUCUGUGAAAGAAAAACUUGAAAGUACAAACACUGGUUUAAGAAGUUGUUUAAAUUCAGCUGCUACACCUGACAUAUUGAAGCAAACACCAGAAGUAACACGACACUCUGUUGCAGUUCAAGUUGACACGUCACAACAUGAACAAGAAGAAACAACACAAAAGUCCUCUGAGGAGGAAAGAAAGACGGAUGCAUUGUUGGCUGCAUUUGUACAAAGAAAUCUAGAGUUUGAAGCUUGUCUUGUUGCUUUGCAAGUUUAUGCUCAAAAAGUAAGCUUUUUAAAAUAUGUUUUUGAAGAACAACACAAAUUACAUACGUCAACUAUAUAGAGAACGCGGUUGUCCUGCUCUACACUGGGUGAAACAAUAAAUAUUUUGGCUAAAAGAAAAACGCUGCUCUAUUAAUUCAACUCCAAUUACAGUUAUUUUUAACCAACAUUAACUCGACAUUUGGAGUAAAAUUGGGUUCAAAAUAACUCCACUGGAGUUAAAUGAACUUCUUGAAAUCAACAGUCGAGACUCAAGAUUGUAUUUUUAAUCCUCAACAACAACGUUUUUUAUCCUUAUGAAAUUUUCAUUAUUGCGGUGAGAGUUUAUAUGUGGUAUUCAUACAUUUUUAGGUGGAUGAUGAACGUAAAAACGCAUCACUAUUAAGAAAGAAUCUAAAGUUUACCAAGGAAAGAUAUCAUUCAACUGAAAAUAUGUUGGGUAAGUUCCAUGGUUUUGUACUGAAAUACUGUAGUGAAGUUUUGAUUUUGUAUGUGCUACUGUUAACUCCACAGCUCAAUCGCUAGACGUUGUUUUGGUUUGCCGAGUAUUGCUGCUUCAGUUGAUCCGGCUUGCGUCGUUUUAAAACAUCACGUUAAUAAACAAUUAUUGAAUGAGGUUGAGUGUGAUAUGGAGAAUUAUCAAGGCCGAGGUUUGUGUUAUCUACCGAAGGCUGUGGAUAACACAAACCGAGAUGAUGACGGCUUCAAGAUACUGAGAAUUAUCCGAUACUGAGAAUUAUAAACUGUAGGUUUGAUUUUCUCAUCUUAAGCCCGGAUCAAAUGAGGAUAAGAGUGCAUGAGAGUUGGCAGUCAAGCCACAUUGGUUAGCUGUUCUUAAUGCUUUUCCGAGACUGAAACACUCAUUUAACCUUGAAAUGUCCCCCGUAUCAAUGUGUGAGUGGCAACUCUCAUCAACUCUCUUAACCGGGGCUUUAGACGUUGAUUUUCAAAAUCACUUCGCCAUUGAACUCAUAAGAUGGGUCGUUUUCAAACACUCGAAGUCCGUGCUGUAUCAGAUUUAAAACACUUGGAUGUUGCCUCGUGUUCAUACCUGCUCGUUCUUUAAAAGAGUAAAUAACACAAGCAUUCUUUACUUGGGAGAACACAAUCCUGGUAGGGAUGUCUAAUACAACUAUCCGACUACCAACAAAACUCACCACGAAGUUGAAAAAAACCAUCAGUUUGCGCCAGGUCUGUUGUGUAAUACUGCUUUCAAACUGAGCAUUUCUAAACUUGCAAUCUGGUUAUUCGUAAAUGAAUCUUAAAGGGUAAGAGCAAUGAAAUUCAAGUCUGCUGAGAGAGAAAGAAUUCGUUAAACUGUGAAAUAAGUUAUUUUAUAACUUUUCUUUACCUCUUGAGAUAUUUUAGUUUGUUUGAUAUGCAAAUGAAAUAAAUAUAAUGACGCCACAAACUGGUAAAGUCACGCCAAAGACUCGCUGUUCAAAAUAGAUUAAACCAUUCAGAUCUAUAUCGAUGAUUCAAUUGACUAAUUUGCACACAAAAAUAUGAAGUUUUAAGUAAGGGUGCUGUGGAAUGUUUAAAUGUUGUUGGUAUAAAUAUCAUUUAACGCUCAUAUUACAGUUACAUCAACGUAUUUAUUUUCUUGUUAUCUCAGUGAAAGAAAGUAGCCAGCGAGCUCGUCUCGAGGAAGAAAUGCUCUCGGCAAUGAGUGACAGUGUUGUAGAAGUGGCAUUACUAAGAGCAGAAUACGAGCGGAAACAAGAAAUAGUUCAUGCCAAACUGAAAGAGACUCAUAAGAAAGAUUUGGAAAAAG
Molecule: messenger RNA, 13253 nt
Organism: Paramuricea clavata
Lineage: Eukaryota; Metazoa; Cnidaria; Anthozoa; Malacalcyonacea; Plexauridae
Source: the annotation of a GenBank genome assembly